AUGUUUUCUUGCUCUCUCCUGAAGGUCCCAUGGAAGCAGUUUGUCCGUGCCCGGUAUCAAGACCUCCGUCACUUCCAUGAGCAUGUGGGUAAUAUGAUUGACUGCAUGCCGACCGAAGAAGGCAGAGUCAUUGACCUCCAACCGCUCUUCUUCAACCUGACCAUGGACGUAGCUACCGAGCUGCUUUUUGGCAAGCGGCCGAAAACCGGGGAGUUUGCCGAGAGUUUCAAUGUUGCUCAAGAGGGCCUGGCCAAACGUUUCCGCUUAGCCCCCUUCCAUGCCGCUUAUAACCCGGCGUCAUUCCGCCAGGCAUGCCAGAAUGUCCACCGCUUCGUCGAGAGGUACAUUCGGGAGCAAGGUUUUAUGGAUCGGGCUGAAUUAGAAAAGACGGAGAAGGCAAAUGAGGAUGAAUCCGCCUCCUGGUUUAUCAAGCAGCUGGCAGCGGAGUCUACUAGUAACAUUGAUCUCCGCGAUCAGCUGCUUAACGUCUUACUCGCCGGGAGAGAUACCACGGCUUGCUGUUUGUUGUGGACUUUCCGGUUGUUGGUACGCCACCCACAAGUGCUCGAGCGGCUACGUGGUGAAGUCCAGGGCGUUAUGGGCGACCUGACAAACCCUACGCGUGCCCAGAUUAGGGACAUGCCCUUCCUGGCGUGUGUGGUGAAGGAGAGCUUGCGUUUGUAUCCACCGGUGCCACUAAACAACCGCGAGGCCGUUAAGACGACGUUGUUACCAACCGGUGGUGGCCCAGAUGGAAACAAGCCAAUUCUUGUCCGAAAAGGAGAGCUUGUUGUGUUCUCGCAAUAUGUCAACUCACGGCGGAAAAAUCUCUUUGGGCUGGAUGCUGACGACUUCCGGCCUGAGCGUUGGGAAACGGGUGAGCUGCGCGGCAUUGGAUGGGGAUUCUUCCCUUUCAUCGGUGGGCCACGGCAAUGCCUGGGUGAAGAUUUUGCGCUGAUGGAAGUGUCAUACACCAUCGUCCGGCUUCUCCAGACAUACUCUUCGAUCGAAAUGCCUAAGGGGGAGGUCAUCGAGCCUGUGGAUACUGAGAAACAGAAGCUGACACUCGUCCUUUCCAGCGCGGAUGGCUGCCGCGUGGCGGUCACAAAGCAUGCCUCAUCUGGAAAAUAA
Messenger RNA from Dichotomopilus funicola, 1131 nucleotides. RefSeq names its product cytochrome P450. The record is from RefSeq and is a predicted model, not a curated record. Lineage: Eukaryota; Fungi; Ascomycota; Sordariomycetes; Sordariales; Chaetomiaceae. The transcript is spliced from 3 exons. The coding region runs from base 1 to 1131 and encodes 376 amino acids. Gene Ontology annotation, molecular function: heme binding; iron ion binding; oxidoreductase activity, acting on paired donors, with incorporation or reduction of molecular oxygen.